AUGCCCUCCGUCCCAGGCAAGCACACGGGCAUCCUGCGCGAGGAAAACAUUGCCCUGCGCCAAGUCCUGGGAUACCGCCUCGAAUCCCUCCGCCCCGUCCCGCCAUACAGCCCACCCCCCAUCAGCCACUCCCUCCCGGGGACACGCAUCAAAGACGUCCUCCUCGUCGCCGUGGACGUCGAUACCGGCGGAGGCUACGAAGUCAUUUCCCCGGGACAAAGCUUCCACAUUGGCGUCUCCAUCCUCGACACCCGCCGCCUGGUAACGGCGCAGCCUCCCGAUCCCGGGGCCGCCAUCACCUCUCACCAGUUCGUCAACACGGACUCGCGCCCAUGCAGGUGGGCCGCCAAGUCGUUCCUCUUCGGGGACACGGAGCGCAUCGCCCUCCCCGACUUCCCGUCGCGAUUCGCCCGCCUCACCGCGGGCAGGGCGUACGUGCUCGUCGCCCACGGCGCGCGCGAGGAGGUCAAGUUCCUCAACAACCUGGACCCCGGAAUCGCCAGCCGAGCCGCGUACAUCAUGGACACGGUCAAGGCGGCGCAGCACCCGCUGCAGCUCUACUACCGCUACAGCAUGGAGAAGCUCCUGGACGAGCUCGCCAUUCCCUACGCGAACCUCCACGCUGCCGGGAACGACGCACACUUCGCCCUCAAGGCGCUGCUGAUGAUUGCCGUUCGUGACGGCCGCAUGACGUCCGGGGCUGCCGCCGACGAGGAGCUGCUCCGCACCCUCGAGGCGAUUGCGCAUGCCCCCGUCGCGCUCCCGGUGUGGAUUGACAAGCCGCCGGCAGCUUCAAAUCCGAAGGCGAAGACGAGGCUGGGUGUCAAGGCGAAGCGACGGCUGCGGCAGGCGAGAAGAGCGGCCGGACGGAUGUUGCAGGAACUGCCCUACGCCGACGAACUAGACGGACUAGAUAUCCACGACCGUGAGGAAUGGCAUGACCCCCUUCCACCGUGA
This is a messenger RNA of Metarhizium album ARSEF 1941, 957 nucleotides long. Its product is annotated as Ribonuclease H-like protein. The coding region runs from base 1 to 957 and encodes 318 amino acids. The record is from RefSeq and is a predicted model, not a curated record. Gene Ontology annotation, cellular component: nucleus. Gene Ontology annotation, molecular function: nucleic acid binding. The transcript has a single exon. NCBI's taxonomy places the organism in Eukaryota, Fungi, Ascomycota, Sordariomycetes, Hypocreales, Clavicipitaceae.